This is a messenger RNA of Closterium sp. NIES-67, 4409 nucleotides long. The record is from the annotation of a GenBank genome assembly. Lineage: Eukaryota; Viridiplantae; Streptophyta; Zygnematophyceae; Desmidiales; Closteriaceae.
ACGGUCCACAUGUUGAGAAUAAGGUUCUCCAGAAGAUCGGACGGUUCAGAAUAAGCAUUUAUUGGGUCCGUUCGAUUUGGAGAUUUCCCCUCCAAGCCCAUUCCUCUACGUACAAGCACGGGUUUCAAGCACCCGAAGCCUAACAUAAAGCGUGUAGAAGACGAAGGCUCAAAGCAGCCUUCUCCAUCCCUGCGCUUCGCGAUACUGCUUGCUCCUACGCGUGCAGGUGCAGACUGGUUAUCACGACGGAAGCAGGUCGCUUAGCUCGCGAAGAUACCGUAUCGCAUAACACAAGUUUCCAUGCGUUGAACUCCUAUUUUCCCUUUUCCGUCGUUCCUACUUCCGUUUCCGAUCGGUCACACCACAGGCUAAGUAAUUCUUCACGCAACCUCUACGCGCUUAUUCAUUCAUUUUUUUUGUACCUAGCCCGCUCGAGACCGUCUUCGUGACGCCAAGAACCUCCGCGUAUAAGCUUCGUAAGCUUCGACGUCUUAACUCCUGACACCCAGCAAACGAUCCACCCAGUUCACUCAAACGCCAUCGAAUCGCCUCGUUUACUCCAAGGCGGCAUCGCGUUUCUCACUCCGCCUCGCCAUGUCUCCCAUGUUCGUUCGAAGCGCCUCUACCGUCGUCUCUACCUCCAGUCCAGCCACUCGUGUCACGCCACGUGUCCUUUCCCUGGUUGACGCAACUUCCGGAAGGAGCAUACCUUCCGCCGUUUUUGCCCAGCCAAUCAAUCAUAGUAGUAGGGGCGCUCCUCGGCCUGUCGUCCGUCCAAGCCGCCGCCGUUUGAUCAGGCGGCCUGCCAUCAGAAUACCCAGCUCCCGCCGGUCGUUUUCCGGAGACAUCGGACCGGUUUGCUGCCAUGAUCACCGUUCCGUUGACGGCGCUACAGCGAGCAGAAAUAUUGCCACAAGAAGUCCUACCACUGGCGCCACUAGCGGCUCCGAGGUAGCUAAAGCCAUGGUGGUGUUUGCUAAUAAAGAAGGCACAGGCAUUGAAAGCCGAGAAGCGCUGGAUAUGACGGUCAUUCUGACAGAAGCCGCGGCGGCGCCAUCCAGUGCCAUCACUGAUGGGCCGAAAUGGCCGUCGGACGGGCCGCAGAGGGUCGCAUCGGCGAGCGACUCCGGCUCCAGCUCCGACUCGCCGUCGGAGAGGGAGAAAGUCGCGUCGAGUGACUCCGACUCCGGCUCGCCGCACAUCUUCCUCGCCGCGGCCGUCGCAGCCGCCGCAGCGAGCGUCGCUCUCGUCGGCUUCUCCGGGGAUGGCGCCGCGAUGCCGCCGUCCCCAGGUACCACCGCGCUGACGCUGGCGCCAGCACUCGUCAGCAGCACGCGCCUCCCAUCCUUUGCGCCGGACCAACCCGGGGGGCUGAUUGGCCUCACCGCACCUCCCCUGGCCGGCUCGCUGCCCGAAGCGGAAAAGACGGCGCUCGAAACUGCGGGGAGCACGGGAACUGCGAUGGCUUCAGCUUCCGUGAGAGUGAACAGUACUACUGUUAGCUCUACUGAUAGUAUCAGUUCGAACAGUAGUAGCCAGGGUACUGUUAGUAACGGAGCGAAGCUCGCACGGAAAGCACUGGCGGAAACUGCGGGUGACGGGGGCGGCCAAGGGGCGCAUGAUUCCCGGAAGCGUGGGGGUUUCGCGCACCGUCCGGCGGUGAAAGCGCCGGUUCUUUCGACUCGGAGGUUGGGCCAGCAGCGUCGGAUGGGCGGGGGUCCUUCUGGCUGGAAGCAGCAGCGCGCCGAUGACGCCAUUGGGAGGAAGCGUCGCUCCGCCUUCAUCGCCGGCGAUUCCUCCUCGCAGUCCGCCGCCUCUCACCGCGAUUCCCCCCUCGCAUCCGCUUCCCCCUCCACAUCUGCGCCGAUCCCCGCGCCAGCAGCGCAAGCGAACACACCGGCGGUCUCACCGCCAGCAGUCGCGCCUGCAACAGCGUCAGCCGACGUGUCAGCGGCUGCGGCCGUGCCAGGAGCGGCAGCAGCGCGCGCAGCAUCGCUCCCCGCAUAUGGCGUCAACCUCGCCGUCCUACGGGCGUCUCUGGGAGCGGCGUUCAAACUGUGCUCCGUGUGCGCCUUCAUCGUGUGGCUCAUGAAGGCCAACCUCCUCCCUAAGUCCACGCCCGCCGUGCUCAGCCAGGUGGCCUUUCGGCUCAUGAUCCCCGCCUUCCUCAUGACCAAGGUCGCUGCCACCCUCUCCGUGCAGCCCCUUGCCUCCCUCGCCGGCCUGCCCCUCAUCGCCAUCCUGCAGAUCAUCUGUGGAGCAAUCCUCGGGAAACUUGCCUGCGCUGUCACCUACGACUGUCCCUCCUCCCUUCCCAUCCUCGCCUCCCCCACUGGCUCUCUGCAAGAUACUGCUAUGACAGGGUGGGAAACUUUGUCCUCAUCUGGGGCGGUUAGGGCGGCAGAGAGGAUGGGAGAGAGGAGUGAGGAGGUGGGGGAGAGGAGGGAGGCGGUGCUGAUGGCGGCGUGUGCGUUUGGCAACUCCAUAGCGCUCCCUCUAGUGUUCCUCACUGCACUGCUCACUGACGCGGAUGCCGACAGGGCUGCUGGUUACUUGGCGCUGUUCAUGGUCGGCUGGUCGCCCACCUUCUGGACGUACGGCUACAACCUCUUCACAGGGGGGGACGCCGCGCAAGGGGAGGGGCAAGCGGGGGGCAGCACGGCAGCAGCACAAGGUGGCAGCGCAGUGGGUGUGACUGUAACGGGGUUCAACCGCGCUGUGGAUUCUGCCAAGGAGGUGGCAAAGAAUAUCUUCAACCCGCCUAUUUACGGGGUCUUAGCCGGUCUUGUGGUGGGCGCCACACCUAUGGGGCACUUCUUCCUUCCCGUCCCCUCCACUGCGUCAGCCUCAGCAGCAACCGUUGCAGUAGACGCAGCAGCAUCAGCAGCCGAAGCAGCAGCAGCAGUAAUAGUGUCACCAGCAAUAGGCCCCGUUUCUUCUCUUGCUGCAUCUGGCUCAGUAGCAGCAGCAGCAUCGGCAGCAACAGUAUCAGCAGACGCGGCUCUCCUCACCAACCUAGACGCCCCUCCUCCUCUCUCCCUCCUCUCGCCUCUCACCACCGACCUCUCAGCGUUUCUCUUCAGUCCCGGCACUGCUGGCGUUCUGCACCCUGUCAUGGAGGCGGCAGCCAUAGUGGGGUCGGCCUGUGUGGCCGUGCAAGCAGUGGUUCUCGCCUCCUCCCUCGCCUCGGCCAUCCCCUCCCGCAUACCCCUCCCCUCGCUCCGCUGGCCCAUAGCCUUCCCAUCAACCUCCUCUCUUCCCGCCAUCAAUACAAGCAUGUCUUCUUCUGGCAGCAUGAGCAGAACUAGCCAACCGCUUUCCUCCGCGUGCUCCUCCACUUCUCCCGCCUCUGCUGCAGCAGCAGCUGCUGUGUCGUCCGCCUUGGGUCACCUGCUGCUUGCACCAAGAGACUGUGCCCAGCAAGUCACUGGCCUGAUCCCUGUCCCUGUGCAAGCCGCAACCCCCUCCUCGCUUGCCCUUCUCAGCUCCUACCAAUUGCCACCCCUUUCUGGCAUCGGCUCGAGACAAACCAGAGGGGAGCCACCUAUUGCUGCGCAGGCAACAGCAGCAACAGCAGCAGCGAUGGCAGUGACAGAAAUAGGAGCUGCAGCAUCACCGAUGGAGAUUGCAGCAACAGGAGCAACGGCAGGAGUGGUGUUCCAAAACCCUGGUACCAGCAGCAGCAGCAGCAGCUGGGGCGGUGGUGGUGGUGGCGGCAGCAGCGCUGCUGAAGGGGUAGGGAGAAGCUCUUUGCCUGUAGCAAUCCCUGCUGAGCCUGCACUGUUGGAUGGCAAGGCGCUGUGGAUGGUGUCCACUGUGCGGCUGGUGCUGAUGCCAGGGAUGGCCAUGAUGGGAGUGAUGGGACUAUACAACGCCAAUUUCAUUCCACAAGACCCCGUCUGCGCGCUCAUGCUCAUGAUCCAAGCCGCCAUGCCAUCAGCACAGAACCUGGUGCUGAUGGCACAGCUGAGCCCCGCCACAAGGCCACUGGCAGGGGUGCUGGCAUCCAUGAUGCUGCGACAGUACGCCUUAUCCAUGGUCCCUAUCACUGUGUGGAUUACCGUCUUCCUCUCCCAGCUCGACAUCUCACUCCGGUGACACUUAGGGUUCGCAACAUCUCUCUUUGGUGACACUCAUUGCCUGCAGCGACAAUAAAGGGAGCAGAAGAGAAUAAACCUCCAACGAAAUCUUAAAAGGCUGCCACCAGGAGGAAGAAGUGGUAACUUUCAGAGAGAGUAUAGCUUAGGUGUAACCCUGUACCCAGGUGUAUAUAGUGAAGUUUCGAGGCUUUACGUAACUGUUACGGCAGCAGCAAGGGGAUCCCUGUAAAGUUGAAACCGCCCAUUUUAGGGCGUAUUUCUACGAAGUAGGCUCUAAACCAAAGUAGGAUCUAACCAAAGCUGAUCCUG